GUGUUCUUUGAUGUGAAGAUUGGAGACAGAGAUGUUGGCAGAAUUGUUAUUGGAUUAUUUGGAAAAGUUGUCCCAAAGACCGUGGAGAACUUCAUUGCACUGGCAACUGGAGAAAGAGGAUAUGGAUAAAAAGGAAGUAAAUUUCAUCGUGUGAUCAAAGACUUCAUGAUUCAAGGAGGAGACUUUACAGCUGGAGAUGGAUCAGGAGGAAGAAGCAUCUAUGGAGAAAGAUUUCCAGAUGAGAACUUCAAGCUCAAACACUAUGGAAUUGGAUGGGUUAGCAUGGCUAACUCUGGCCCAGACACCAAUGGAUCCCAGUUCUUCAUCAGUGUGACAAAACCUUCCUGGUUAGAUGGAAAACACGUAGUAUUUGGCAAAGUCCUUGAUGGAAUGUCUGUGGUGCACUUGAUAGAACUCCAGCAGACAGAUGAACAUGACCAGCCCCUUCAAGACUGUGUGAUUGUGAACAGUGGCAAAAUAGCUGUAAAAGAACCAUUUGUAGUCGAAGUAGGAGACUGGUGA
This is a messenger RNA of Mesitornis unicolor (brown roatelo), 522 nucleotides long. It is a transcript of the gene PPIC, whose product is annotated as peptidylprolyl isomerase C (cyclophilin C). The annotation marks the transcript as partial. The record is from RefSeq and is a predicted model, not a curated record. Gene Ontology annotation, cellular component: intracellular membrane-bounded organelle. The transcript is spliced from 4 exons. Gene Ontology annotation, molecular function: peptidyl-prolyl cis-trans isomerase activity. Gene Ontology annotation, biological process: protein peptidyl-prolyl isomerization. NCBI's taxonomy places the organism in Eukaryota, Metazoa, Chordata, Aves, Mesitornithiformes, Mesitornithidae.